UCACCUUCCCCCCGUCACCUCACACCACCACAGAGAGCUAAGCGCAUUCGCAUCUUGAGCACAGACACCCACCCUAGCUUGUCGAUCAGUCGAGGCAGCGACGAUGGCCAAGGACAUCGAGGCGGCGCCCCCCGGAGGGGAGUACGGAGCCAAGGACUACUCUGACCCGCCGCCGGCGCCGCUCUUCGACGCCGAGGAGCUGACUAAAUGGUCCCUGUACCGCGCGGUCAUCGCCGAGUUCGUGGCCACGCUGCUCUUCCUCUACAUCACCGUGGCCACUGUCAUCGGGUACAAGCACCAGGCGGACCCCGCCGGCCCCAAUGCUGCCGACGCGGCCUGCAGCGGCGUCGGCAUCCUCGGCAUCGCCUGGGCGUUCGGCGGCAUGAUCUUCGUGCUCGUCUACUGCACUGCCGGGGUUUCCGGUGGCCACAUCAACCCGGCGGUGACGUUCGGGCUGUUCCUGGCGCGGAAGGUGUCGCUGGUGCGCGCGCUGCUCUACAUCAUCGCGCAGUGCCUGGGCGCCAUCUGCGGCGUCGGGCUCGUCAAGGGGUUCCAGAGCGCCUUCUACGUGCGCUACGGCGGCGGCGCCAACGAGCUCAGCUCCGGCUUCUCCAAGGGCACCGGCCUCGCCGCCGAGAUCAUCGGCACCUUCGUGCUCGUCUACACCGUCUUCUCCGCCACCGACCCCAAGCGCAGCGCCCGUGACUCCCACGUCCCGGUGCUGGCUCCUCUGCCAAUCGGCUUCGCGGUGUUCAUGGUGCACCUGGCCACUAUCCCGAUCACCGGCACCGGCAUCAACCCGGCAAGGAGCUUUGGAGCUGCCGUGAUCUACAACAACGAGAAGGCCUGGGAUGACCACUGGAUCUUCUGGGUGGGGCCAUUCAUCGGGGCCGCCAUCGCCGCCGCCUACCACCAGUACGUCCUGAGGGCCAGCGCCACCAAGCUCGGCUCGUCUGCCUCCUUCGGCAGGAACUAGAUCGGCCGACUGCAGUAUGGAUGAUCGGAAGCACGGACAGUAGAUAUAUCAGUGUGAUACUGUUCGGGUGAUGUAUUGUGCACGCGUCUGUAUUUUCUUAGACGCGUUUGGGUGUCUUCAAAAUUUCUCUACAAUUGCACUAAAUUCGAAGGACU
Molecule: messenger RNA, 1131 nt
Organism: Aegilops tauschii subsp. strangulata
Lineage: Eukaryota; Viridiplantae; Streptophyta; Magnoliopsida; Poales; Poaceae
Product: aquaporin PIP2-5
Biological process (GO): transmembrane transport
Cellular component (GO): membrane
Molecular function (GO): channel activity
Source: RefSeq, a predicted model, not a curated record